Messenger RNA from Phragmites australis (common reed), 3141 nucleotides. Its product is annotated as phosphatidylinositol 4-phosphate 5-kinase 1-like. Gene Ontology annotation, biological process: phosphatidylinositol metabolic process. The transcript has 10 exons. NCBI's taxonomy places the organism in Eukaryota, Viridiplantae, Streptophyta, Magnoliopsida, Poales, Poaceae. The record is from RefSeq and is a predicted model, not a curated record. Bases 705 to 3011 code for a protein of 768 amino acids. Gene Ontology annotation, molecular function: ATP binding; 1-phosphatidylinositol-4-phosphate 5-kinase activity.
CGAACCCACUCGUCCCACGCGAACAACAGCGCGCCGAAAGUGCCGCCCCCGCCGCCACCCACGUGCCGCCGCUCGCUGGCUCACACGGGAAACCUCGCGCCCGCGCGGGCUCGAUCGCUCACGGCUCACCCCCACCGCGCCGCCCCCGCCCACAUGCGCAUGGUUGCCUGAGCAGGUGCUCGCGCAUCGCACGGCCGCACACACCUGGCGGAUCGAGGCGAAUCCCCCCGCCCGUCGACCGUCGCUUUCCAUGAUUGACGCCGCCGAGAGGCCAGCGAGAGUUGCCCCAAUCGCGGGGAGUUUAGACGGGAAACGCGAGGAAAAAUCUGGGCGGGUGCGGGGGCGAGGUGGGGGCGUGGCGCGAGCUGGGAUUGGUCGGCGCCAGUUCGGCCACCCGGGCCGGGCGCGCAACGUGGUGGUGGUUCCCGUCCCGCGGUUCCCUCCCCCACCGGGCCCCAGUCGCCUUCCGCCCCUGUCCCCUUCGAUCUCCUGCCCCUUUCCCCUCCCUCCCUGGCGUUCUCCUCUCGUCUCGUCUCGUCUCUAUACCUGGAGGCUGGAGCUGUGAUCCUCUCGCUGAGGCGGGUCGGAUAGGGCGUGGCGUCGGCUCCGCGCGAUCUCCUUCGGCCGCGAUGAGCUCCGCCUGCGCCCUGUGAGAUCUUGCUGGAUGAAUUCUGACAUUACUGAACUAUUCCGGUAAACCUUGCAUGGCUGGUGCAGAGACAAGCAAGGGGGACAUCCAGAGGGGGAACAACCUUCCGAAUGGCGACAUCUACGUUGGCAACUUCGCUGGUUUGGUUCCUCAUGGAUUUGGAAAGUAUAUGUGGACAGAUGGAACUCUUUAUUAUGGUGAGUGGGAUACAAGCAAGAUGACUGGUCGAGGAGUAAUUCAGUGGCCAUCAGGUGCUUUGUAUGAUGGCGAUGUCCGUGGAGGUUUCAUUGAUGGAACGGGAACUUUCAAAGGAAUUGAUGGCUCUUUUUAUGAAGGUUCUUGGAGGAUGAACAAAAAGCAUGGAAUGGGCACAAUGGUUUACGCUAACUCUGACAUUUAUGAAGGUUUCUGGAAUGAGGGUUUGCCAAAUGGAUUUGGUAAAUAUACAUGGGCUGAUGGCAACAUCUACAUUGGAAGCUGGAAAUCAGAUAAGAUGAAUGGCAGAGGAGUGAUGCAAUGGACAAAUGGUGAUACCCUUGACUGUAAUUGGAUUAAUGGAUUGGCUCAUGGAAAAGGAUUUUGCAAAUAUGCAUCAGGAGCAUGUUACAUCGGUACAUGGGAUAGGGGACUCAAGGAUGGCCAUGGUCUAUUUUAUCAACCAGGAAGUAAAAUGCCUUGUAACUUUGAAGUAUCUGAGUGUGUAACAGAUCAUGAUGUUGCAAGUGCUUCAAGUUCUAGUAAUGAAAAUAUCAAUAGUGGAGUACUGUUAGUAAUGCAAAAACUUUGCAACAUGUGGAGACUACAUAGCCUUUUCCAUUGGCCCAGGCGUAUUUUUAAUGGCACCACGCCAGUUUCUGAUGAUAAUUGUGGAAACCAUUUGUCACAAGAUUCAUCUGCUGACCCCUUGUCAACUGAUGAGUGUCUCCAAGACAGUGGAGGUGAUAAAAUAUUGGUCUCCGAACGGGAAUAUGUACAAGGAAUACUUAUCUCGGAAAAGCCAAAAGGCCAUGAUUCAGGAAUGCUUGAUAGUGGUAAAACACAGGAGCAUACCUGGCAAAAACAAGCUAGGGGUCCCAUGGAGACUAUUUACAAGGGUCAUAGGAGCUAUUACCUUAUGCUUAAUUUGCAACUCGGCAUCAGGUAUACUGUGGGUAAAAUCACUCCUGUACCUUUGCGUGAAGUUCGUUCAAAUGAUUUUGGACCUCGAGCACGGAUAAGAAUGUACUUCCCUUGUGAGGGCUCGCAGUAUACCCCUCCUCACUGCUCUGUCAAUUUCUUUUGGAAGGAUUAUUGUCCUAUGGUUUUCCGGAAUCUCCGAGAAAUGUUUCAUAUUGAUGCUGCAGAUUACAUGAUGUCUAUAUGCGGCGAUGAUAGUCUAAAGCAGCUUUCUUCACCUGGGAAAAGUGGCAGUAUUUUCUAUCUUUCACAGGAUGAACGUUUUGUCAUAAAAACAUUGAGGAAAAACGAACUGAAGAUACUGUUGAAGAUGCUUCCAAAAUAUUACAAUCAUGUCAGAGCUUAUGAUAAUACACUCAUUACAAAAUUUUUUGGCGUGCACAGGAUUACUCUAAAAGCCAGGAGAAAGGUUCGCUUUGUUGUGAUGGGCAAUAUGUUUUGCACAGAGCUGCGAAUUCACCGGAAGUAUGACUUGAAGGGUUCUACACAAGGCCGAUCAACAAAAAAACAAAAUAUAAAUGAGAACACAACGCUAAAGGACCUUGACCUAUUGUAUGUUUUCCAUGUGGAUAAACCAUGGCGGGAGGCGCUUUUCAGGCAAAUAUCACUUGAUUGUAUGUUCCUGGAAUCCCAAUCUAUAAUUGAUUAUAGCAUGCUGUUGGGAAUUCAUUUCAGAGCUCCCUAUCACCUGAAAACAGCUUCAUCACAUCAGAAUUCCCUUGAAAGAUGUGGAAUUCCAGAUAGUGAUCUGUUGCAAUAUGAGGAGAAAAGUUCUUGGAAGGGAUUUCUGCUCGUUGCUCAUGAGCCAGGAAAUACAGUCGGUGGUUCCCACAUAAGGGGAAGCAUGGUUAGAGCAUCGGAAGCUGGUUAUGAAGAAGUUGAUCUUGUUUUGCCAGGCAACGGAAGAUUUCGCGUGCAGUUAGGGGUGAAUAUGCCAGCUCGAGCCCAAAAAGUGCGUGAGGACAUGAAUACGGAACUCGGAAACCCGGAGACCAUUGAGGAGUAUGAUGUUGUCCUUUACCUUGGUAUUAUAGACAUAUUACAAGAGUAUAAUAUGCCAAAAAGGGUCGAGCAUGCAGUCAAAUCACUCAAGUUCGACCCUCUUUCAAUAUCAGCAGUUGAUCCUAAUUCAUACUCGAAACGAUUUGUAAAUUUCCUGGAGACGGUUUUCGCUGAACAAGACUGAACGCAGACCUAAAUAGUAAAUAGCAGUACUGCAAUGUUCAGUUUUUCUUGUAAAUAGGUUAACAUAUUCUCCAUUGGAAUUACUCAGCACGGUUCAUGUGCGGCUCCAAUAUAUUAUUAUUACUAUUCAA